AAGUGUAUAUGUUUAUCUGUCCUGUUCAUGCAUAGUGAGAGUCCUAUUGCAGCUGGGAUGAGUGUCUCUCAGGAGAGAGAGGAGACUGCGGAUCACAGUGAGGCACUCCGACCAGAGUCUGCACUACACACCUGUGUGGCCCUCAGCAAGGACACUGGUGCUGUCCCACCGCCACCCUCUAAUGCAGGUGCCCAGACCCCCAGAGCUCCAUCUCCAGUGCCCAGCUGUGUGUCUCUAAAGAGUGACUGCUCCAAGGAUGAUAUGCCCAACUUCAGCAAUGAUCCAGUCUCACCACAUCCACGUCUUAUCCAGGAUCAGUCCAGCUGUGAGCAGGUACUGAGAGACCCAGCCAUCACCAGCUGUGAGAACCAGAGCAAGGUGAAACAAGAUGCAGAUAACCUGAGAAGAGUUAUAGAGAAUCAUAAAACCAGUCUGAAGAGGAGGUAUCAGAACAUAUCUGAAGGCACCAUCAAACCUGGAGCUGAGAUACUCCUCAAUGACAUCUACACCGAACUCUACAUCACGGAAGGGGAGAGUGAAGGGGUGAAUAAUGAACAUGAAGUUUGGCAGGUAGAGUUCACAUCUAGACAACAAACCACAGAAGAAGCACCAAUCAACUGCAAUGACAUCUUCAAGCCCUUACCUGGACAGGAGAGACACAUCAAAACUGUGAUGACCAAAGGUGUGGCUGGCAUAGGAAAAACAGUGUCAGUGCAGAAGUUCAUUCUUGACUGGACAGAAGGAAAAGCCAAUCAGAAUGUGGACUUCAUCUUCCCCCUUCCUUUCCGUGUACUGAAUUUGAUUAGAAAUGAUCAGUAUAGUCUUCAGAAGCUCCUGCUGAACUUCCACCCUGAACUGGAAAAAUUGGAGGAUGGUAACAAGUACAAAGAAUGUCAGAUCCUUUUCAUCUUUGAUGGUCUGGAUGAAAGUCGGUUGACUCUGGAUUUUGAACAAGAUAGGAACUGCUGUGAUGUACAACAGACAUCGUCAGUGGAUGUUUUGAUAUCGAGCCUCAUUCAGGGAACAUUGCUUCCUUCUGCACUCAUCUGGAUAACCUCAAGACCAGCAGCAGCCAAUCAAAUUCCUCAACAGUACAUCAACCAGGUGACAGAAGUGCGAGGGUUCAAUGACCCACAGAAGGAAGAGUACUUCAGGAAGAGAAUCAGUGAUGAGAGUCUGUCCAAGAGAAUAAUAUCCCACAUUAAAGCAUCAAGGAGUCUCUUCAUUAUGUGCUACAUUCCAGUCUUCUGUUGGAUUGCAGCCACUGUGCUCCAGCAGAUGCUAAAGAAGAAAAUCCCCAAAACUCUGACAGAGAUGUUCAUACACUUCCUGCUGAUCCAGACAGCAAGAAAAGGUGAAAAGUAUCACACUGAGAAGAAAGUACAUCAAGACGAUCUUCUGGAAUCUCAGACAGAAUUAAUUGUCAAGCUGGCAGAACUGGCCUUCAAGAAUUUGGAGAGCGGCAAUCUGAUGUUUUAUGACAAAGAUCUGCGAGAAUGCAACAUUGAUGUGAGUGAUGCCUCUGUGUACUCUGGCUUCUGCACAGAGAUUUUCAAAGAAGACUCUGUGUUUCAGCAGAAGGUCUAUUGCUUUGUGCAUCUCAGCAUUCAGGAGUUUCUGGCAGCUCUGUAUUCAUUUUACUCAUUUGUCACUGGGAACCAUGCAGUACUGAAGUCUAUUCUCAGUGAUGAUCAUAUAGAUAAUUCAAAGCCAUCAUCGUUUGUUACAUCACUUCAAUCAACACUAGGAUUGAAAAAUGAAGACCAUCUCCAUGUGUUGCUGAAGAAUGCAGUGGAUGCGGCUUUGAAGAGCCAGAAUGGGCACAUGGAUCUUUUCCUUCGCUUCCUCUGUGGAAUGUCUCUGGAGAGAAAUCAGGGACUUUUGAAAGGUUUGCUGACCCAGACACAGAGCAGUUCAAGCAGCAUUAAAGAAACAUCCGAGUACAUCAAGAAGCUGAAUGCCGACCUCUCUCCUGAAAGAUGCAUCAAUCUUUUCCACUGUAUGCUUGAAAUGAAUGAUGAAUCCAUGCACAAAGAAAUUCAGAAAUACAUGUCAUCUCCAAAGAAGCGUGAAAAACAGUUGUCCCCUGCUCACUGUUCAGCACUGGCCCACAUGCUUCUGAUGUCUGAGGAGGUGCUGGAUGAGUUUGACCUGAAGAGCUACAACACAUCGGAUGAGGGACGCAGGAGACUGCUCCCAGCUGUGAGGAGCUUCUGGAAGGCAAGACUUGUCCACUGUAAUCUCAUUGCCAAAUCCUGUGAGAUUGUUGCUUCAGUUCUACAGUCACCAAACUCCCUGGUGGAGUUGAACCUUAGUGGCAAUGCCCUGGGGGAUUCUGGAGUUGAGUUUCUCUCUAAAGGAUUGUCUAGUCCUCACUGCAGAUUACAGAUGCUAAGACUUGCUGACUGCAACUUCGUCAAAGAGACUUGUGAGAUUUUGGCUUCAAUUCUACAGUCACAGAAUGACCUGACAGAGCUGGACCUCAGUCUCAAUGUCUUUGGAGAAUUUGGAGUCCAACUCCUCUCUCAGGGACUGUCAAGUCCCCACUGCAAACUGCAGACAUUAAGACUCGCUGGCUGUAAAGUCACUGCCAACUCCUGUAAGAUUGUGGCAUCAGUUCUACACUCACCAAACACCAUGAGAGAGCUGUACCUGUUUGACAAUGAUUUGGGAGAUUCUGGAGUUCAGCACCUUUGUAAAGGAUUGUCAAGUCCCCACUGCACACUGCAGUCAUUAAGGCUUUCUGGGUGUCGCAUCUCAGAGAAGGGAUGCACAUUUUUGGAGACAGCUCUGACUUCAAACCCCUCCCACCUGGAAAAGCUGGACUUGAGCUACAAUCAUCCUGGAGAAUCAGGACUGAAGCGUUUAUCUGCUAGACUGAAGGAUCCUCACUACAAAUUGGAGACACUUAAUACUGACCACUGUUCAAGAAUCAGAUUGGCAGCAGAUAAGAAGAAAUAUGCCUGUGAUGUCACACUGGACCCAAACACAGCACACAGCAGGCUGUCUCUCUCUGAGGGGAACAGAAAGGUGACACAUGGGGGUAAUGUGCAGCAGCCGUAUCCUGACCACCGAGACAAAUUGGACUGCUAUCAGGUGUUGUGUAGAGAGGGCCUGUCUGGACGUUGCUACUGGGAGGUUGAGUGGAGUGGGGAUGAGACUGAUAUAGCUGUGGCCUAUAAAAGCACCAAGAGCAAAUGGGGUGAUGAUGUCAUAAUGGGACAGAAUGCCAAGUCCUGGAGACUCUCCUGUUCUACUGACAGGUACUCUGUCUGCCACAAUAAGAAACGCACUGCCAUACCUGCCCCCUCCUCCCGCUCCAGAAGAGUAGGAGUCUACCUGGACUGGCCAGCCGGCACUCUGUCCUUCUACAGCGUCUCCUCUGACACACUCACCCACCUGCACACGUUCCACUCCACAUUCACAGAGCCCCUCUAUCCUGGGUUUAUUGUUUUUCAUGGCUCAGUGUCCCUGUGCCAGGUCACAUGACCUCCUCAUG
This is a messenger RNA of Engraulis encrasicolus (European anchovy), 3499 nucleotides long. RefSeq names its product NACHT, LRR and PYD domains-containing protein 3-like. The record is from RefSeq and is a predicted model, not a curated record. Gene Ontology annotation, molecular function: protein binding. The transcript has 10 exons. Lineage: Eukaryota; Metazoa; Chordata; Actinopteri; Clupeiformes; Engraulidae. Gene Ontology annotation, biological process: intracellular signal transduction. Bases 28 to 3489 code for a protein of 1153 amino acids.